Messenger RNA from Limulus polyphemus (Atlantic horseshoe crab), 1780 nucleotides. Its product is annotated as phosphatidylinositol-glycan biosynthesis class W protein-like. The transcript has 8 exons. Gene Ontology annotation, biological process: protein localization to plasma membrane; GPI anchor biosynthetic process. Gene Ontology annotation, molecular function: glucosaminyl-phosphatidylinositol O-acyltransferase activity. Lineage: Eukaryota; Metazoa; Arthropoda; Merostomata; Xiphosura; Limulidae. Bases 87 to 1565 code for a protein of 492 amino acids. Gene Ontology annotation, cellular component: membrane; endoplasmic reticulum. The record is from RefSeq and is a predicted model, not a curated record.
UAACAUUUUUCUCAGUCACCACGAGCAGAACUGGGUUGACAACUGUCCUUUUUAAACUUCAAACCUGUCCUGUACAGAAGGACAAUAUGAAUCCAAACUACAGAGAUGAACAUGAGCUUUUUAUGAAUCAUCACACAGGUAGCAGCCCUGAAAAAGUUUUGGUGGUUUCAUUGAUUAUGCCUCUUGCUGCUUUUGCCCUAAAGCUGGUUUCACCAUGGUUGUGGACUUAUGAUGCUAGCUUUUGGGUGAAGGUUAUCACAGAAAUCGUGCUAUUGGUAUUUCCAUUAGUCCUUUGUCUUACCAUUUGGAAUAGUCAUAUAAUCCUCUUCAUCUCAAGUCUGUCUGCUGUGUGUUUGAGUUUGAUUUUGUUGAACCAUUCUAUUAAAUGUUUAUUGGGAUCAAGAAAGAAGACAUAUGAAAGUAACUCUUCAUUUACCCAAAGCAAAUAUGUGCUCAUACCUAUAAGCUUUUCAUCUUUUAUAAAUGCGAAAUGUGAGGAAUUAACGGAUAAGCCUCAGUUCAUAACUAAUAUGAGGGCACAUGUACUACUUGUAACAGCUAUUAGCAUCCUUGCUGUGGAUUUCCCAGUUUUUCCAAGAGAAUUUGCUAAAACUGAAGAAUUUGGUUGGAGUUUAAUGGAUGUUGGUGUUGGCUGUUAUGUGUUUAUGAAUGGAUUAGUAGCUCCAGAAGCCAGAGGAAAAAUAAAUCAAAAUAGAUGGACUUCAGUCUUCAAAACUUUCCUGUCUUCCUGUCCUUUGUUCGUCUUGGGCUUUGGAAGACUUGUGGCUAUUAAAGCUACAAAUUAUCAUGAACAUGUUACAGAGUAUGGCGUUCACUGGAAUUUUUUUCUUACUCUUGCACUUACCAAGGUAAUAUGUACAAUAUCUCUAAAUGCACUCCCUGUGUAUGUGCAUGUAGUUGUACCAGUUCUGUAUCAGUACUUGUUGUCACAUUAUAAAAUGACAGAAUACUUGUUGAGUGAUGAAAGAAAAGGCUUCCUUCAUGCAAAUAAGGAGGGUUUGUGGUCACUGUUUGGUUAUACUGCCAUAUAUCUGUUUGCUGUACAAGUUGGUAAACUGCUCUUUAAACCAAGAGAUACAUUAAAAGAGUGGCUUAUUUUCCUUGGUUAUCUGUUACUUGCUGGAGGGAUGUUUUGGAUCUUUAUGCACUUUUCUGUUGAAAAUAUAGAGCCUUGUUCAAGAAGAACUGCAAAUCUUUCAUACGUUUUGUGGAUGGUUGCCUUUAACCUCAUUAUUUUGGCAGUUCAGUUAGCUGAAAUAAUUUUGACCAGUUUAUUAAGAACACAAAAGUUGAUGUUGGGACCAAGAACGAUUCUAAUCUCCAAAGACAAAGAGAAAGAACAAUACAGAAUCAUAGUGGUGGAGGCUAUCAGUCAAAAUGCUUUAUUGUUUUUCUUAGUUGCUAAUGUUGCAACUGGUGCUGUCAACAUAUGUGUUCAGACAUUGUACACUUCUUCAUUAAUUGCUGUGAUAAUCCUAGUUUGCUACAGUUCAUUUUUUAUGUUUAGGAGUAAGUGCUUUAUACAAGUAUUCAGUGCAAUAUAAAUUUUGGUAAAUAUGCAGGUUAUGUUUUCAUUAUUUUUAAUAAUGUAGUUAUGGUGUUGUUUUUUUAAUAAUACAUAAAAGAACGUUUUUUUACUACAUACUUGGAUUUUCUGUUGAUACAAUAAAGAUACAUACAGUACUUUCCAAAAGUGUUAGGACAAAGUCAAAAAUUAGAUUUCAGGCUACUUUUAAAGUAUAAUGGAAGGUAAAUCACA